This is a messenger RNA of Didymodactylos carnosus, 603 nucleotides long. The record is from the annotation of a GenBank genome assembly. Lineage: Eukaryota; Metazoa; Rotifera; Eurotatoria; Philodinida; Philodinidae.
AUGUCAAUGAAGUUUACAGAGGUUAUGCUGGGAAAUUUUAAAUUAAAACCAUCAUUUGAAUUUUUAUCAAUGGAUCGUUCAUCGGUACACUCUCUUGAUUGUUAUCAUCCGAGUGAUUUAGUUCAAAAUUUAAGAGAACGAAUGACGGUCCAAAUGACAACGAAAAUCAAUGUGAAUCAACGCCGAAAAGAGAAAAACCGAUGCGUAUUUAUCGUUGAAAAUAAAUCAAAAGCUGAAACCACAAUUGUUCAAUUGAAACUGAAUGAAAAACGUGUACCUUAUUUCUGGUGUUUAUGUGCAGUAUCGAAUUUACACAAGAGAAAAUAUGACUGUUUACAUGUUAUGGCCGUUAAACGACAACAAAACAUUCAUGUUAUUGAACCGAAAGCAAAUUUAUCAAUAUUACGUAAAGCAAGUAAAAUAGAAGCAAGAAUAAAGAAGACGGGAGAAAAGACACCAACAGCAUGGGAUAAAUCUCAUAAAUCAAAUACUGCUAAUCCAAUUAAAAAACGUGCUAAACGUGUAUUAACAGCGAGUGUAAAGAAACGUGCAGUUCUUUCGAUACGUUAUGAUUUAUUGAAUGAAGCUAUAGAACAGAUGUGA